GCUCGGCUCUGCCGGCGCCUGGCGCUCGGCCUCCCCACCGCGAGAGUGCAGUUGCGGCCAGCCUCCUUCGUGGGAGAGCCGAGGGCCGUGCGGCGCCCCGCCGUUUCUCUGAAGGGCUUGCAAACAUCGCGCGAUGAGGAGCCGGAGUAACUCGGGGGUCCGGCUGGACGGCUACGCCAGGCUGGUGCAUCAGACCAUUUUGUGCCAUCAGAAUCCAGUAACUGGCUUGCUUCCAGCCAGCUAUGAUCAGAGAGAUGCCUGGGUUCGGGAUAAUGUGUACAGCAUCCUGGCUGUCUGGGGUUUGGGACUGGCCUAUCGGAAGAAUGCAGACCGGGAUGAGGAUAAGGCAAAAGCCUAUGAACUGGAACAGAGUGUAGUGAAGCUGAUGAGGGGACUGCUGCACUGCAUGAUCAGACAGGUAGAUAAAGUAGAAUCCUUCAAGUACAGUCAGAGUACCAAGGAUAGUCUCCAUGCCAAGUACAACACCAAAACCUGUGCCACGGUAGUGGGUGAUGACCAGUGGGGACACCUGCAGUUGGAUGCUACCUCUGUGUACCUGCUCUUCUUAGCACAGAUGACUGCCUCAGGACUUCAUAUCAUCCACAGCCUGGAUGAAGUUAAUUUCAUACAGAACCUUGUGUUUUACAUCGAAGCCGCAUAUAAAACUGCUGACUUCGGUAUAUGGGAACGUGGAGACAAGACCAACCAAGGGAUCUCAGAAUUGAAUGCCAGUUCAGUUGGAAUGGCAAAGGCAGCCCUAGAAGCACUAGAUGAACUGGAUCUGUUUGGUGUGAAAGGUGGGCCCCAAUCAGUUAUCCAUGUCCUGGCUGAUGAAGUGCAACACUGCCAGUCUAUCCUUAAUUCAAUACUCCCUCGGGCUUCAACAUCCAAAGAGGUUGACGCCAGUCUACUUUCAGUUAUUUCCUUCCCAGCCUUUGCAGUAGAGGAUAAUCAGUUGGUGGAGGUCACAAAACAGGAAAUCAUCACCAAGCUUCAGGGUCGUUAUGGUUGCUGUCGCUUUCUACGAGAUGGAUAUAAAACUCCCAAAGAGGAUCCCAAUCGUCUAUACUAUGAACCAGCUGAGCUGAAGUUAUUUGAAAACAUAGAAUGUGAAUGGCCAUUGUUCUGGACGUACUUUAUCCUUGAUGGGAUCUUCAGUGGCAAUGCAGAACAGGUUCAAGAAUAUAGAGAGGCUCUUGAAGAAGUGCUCAUCAAGGGCAAAAAUGGAGUCGUACUUCUGCCAGAGCUCUACAGUGUCCCUCCUGACAAGGUGGAUGAAGAAUAUCAAAAUCCUCACACUGUGGACCGAGUCCCCAUGGGCAAGUUGCCUCAUAUGUGGGGUCAGUCUCUGUACAUCCUGGGAAGCUUGAUGGCAGAGGGAUUUUUAGCUCCUGGAGAAGUCGAUCCCCUGAAUCGUAGGUUUUCUACAGUACCGAAGCCAGAUGUUGUGGUUCAAGUUUCUAUUCUGGCUGAGACAGAAGAAAUCAAGGCCAUUUUGAAGGACGAGGGAAUCGAUGUGGAGACCAUUGCAGAGGUCUACCCCAUCAGAGUACAGCCAGCGCGUAUCCUCAGCCACAUUUACUCCAGCCUAGGAUGCAACAGCAGAAUGAAACUCAGUGGACGGCCCUACAGACACAUGGGGGUCCUUGGAACUUCAAAACUCUAUGACAUUCGGAAAACUACCUUUACCUUCACGCCACAGUUUAUAGACCAGCAACAGUUCUACCUGGCUCUAGACAACAAGAUGAUCGUGGAAAUGCUCAGAACAGACCUCUCCUACCUCUGUAGCCGCUGGAGGAUGACAGGCCAGCCCACCAUCACCUUCCCCAUCUCUCACACCAUGCUUGAUGAAGAUGGAACCAGCCUAAAUUCAAGUGUCUUGGCAGCACUCCGAAAAAUGCAGGAUGGCUAUUUUGGUGGGGCUAGAGUCCAGACAGGUAAAUUGUCAGAGUUUUUGACAACAUCUUGCUGCACACAUUUGAGCUUCAUGGACCCUGGACCUGAGAGUAAGCUGUACAGUGAAGAUUAUGAUGACAACUUCAACGAGCUCGAAUUUUCUGACUGGAUGAAUGGCUACGAUUCAACCAGUAAUGCUCGCUGUGGUGAUGAAGUUGCCCGUUACUUAGAUUGCCUUUUGGCACACACUGCUCCCCAACCUAAAGCAGCCCCUGCCUCACAGAAGGGAGGGCGAGAUCGGUUCCAGGCGGCUGUGCAAUCAACCUGCAAUUUAAUGUCCUUGGUGACCAAGGCCAAGGAGCUGCAUGUACAGAAUGUUAGCAUGUAUCUUCCUGCAAAGAUAUUUCAGGCUUCCCGGCCUUCAUUCAACUUACUUGACUCACCUCAUCCCCCACAGGAGGACCAGGUUCCCUCUGUUCGAGUAGAAAUACAUCUUCCUAGAGACCAAUCUGGGGAGGUAGACUUCAACGCACUGGUUUCACAGUUGAGGGAGACCUCCAGCUUUCAGGAGCAAGCUGAUAUCCUCUACAUGCUGUAUACUAUGAAAGGACCUGACUGGGACACUGGAUUGCAUGAUGAACGGAGCGUGACGGUCAGAGAGCUGCUGACUGAACUAUAUGGCAAAGCUGGAGAAAUCCGUCACUGGGGCCUGAUCCGAUACAUCUCGGGGAUCCUAAGGAAGAAAGUGGAAGCACUCGAUGAGGCCUGCACAGACCUCCUCUCCCACCAGAAACAUUUGACGGUGGGGCUCCCUCCGGAACCUCGAGAGAAGACCAUCUCAGCACCUCUGCCCUAUGAAGCUCUCACUAAGCUGAUAGAUGAAGCCAGUGAAGGGGACAUGAACAUUUCAAUCCUUACACAGGAAAUACUGGUCUAUCUAGCCAUGUAUAUGCGAACUCAACCUGGCCUCUUUGCUGAAAUGUUUCGACUUCGGAUUGGGCUGAUCAUACAAGUUAUGGCGACGGAACUGGCCCACUCCCUUCGAUGCUCAGCUGAGGAAGCCACAGAUGGCCUGAUGAACCUCAGUCCUUCUGCCAUGAAGAACCUGCUGCACCACAUCCUCAGUGGCAAGGAAUUUGGAGUGGAACGGAGUGUGCGUCCCACGGAUUCGAAUGUCAGUCCUGCUAUUUCUAUUCACGAGGUUGGUGCUGUUGGAGCAACCAAAACCGAACGAGCUGGGAUCAUGCAAUUAAAAAGUGAGAUAAAGCAGGUGGAAUUUCGUAGACUAUCUGUCUCAGCUGAGAGUCAGUCCAAUGGUGGCCAUACCCUGGGUAUAGAUCUGAUGUCACCGACUUUUCUGUCACCCGGAACCUCUAUGACUCCAAGUAGUGGCUCCUUUCAUAGUGUGUAUGAUCAACAGACAUGUAAAGAUAAUCGUCAAGGUCAAUGGCAACGCCGAAGAAGGCUGGAUGGAGCGCUGAACAGAGUGCCAAUUGGCUUUUAUCAAAAAGUAUGGAAACUUUUACAGAAGUGUCACGGACUUUCUGUGGAAGGUUUUGUACUUCCUUCUUCAACCACUAGAGAGAUGACUCCAGGCGAGAUUAAAUUCUCUGUUCACGUGGAGUCUGUCCUAAAUCGUGUACCUCAGCCAGAGUACCGCCAGCUUCUGGUCGAAGCCAUCCUUGUCCUCACCAUGAUGGCAGAUAUUGAAAUUCAUAGUAUCGGAAGCAUCAUCGCUGUGGAGAAAAUAGUGCAUAUUGCCAAUGACUUGUUCCUUCAAGAACAGAAAACUCUCGGCGCAGAUGAUACCAUGUUGGCCACGGAUCCUGCGUCUGGCAUCUGUACUCUCCUGUAUGACAGUGCACCCAGUGGCAGGUUUGGCACCAUGACCUACCUCUCCAAGGCAGCCGCUACCUACGUGCAGGAGUUCCUGCCACACAGCAUAUGUGCCAUGCAGUGAGGCCUUUGGGCCCUGGCCACUGGGAGGCUUUUGACAGCUGCUUCCUGCCUCAGUGGUGCAUAGAACUGAAAUGUGCUGGCCUGAUCACUCCCACCCUGCCCCGUUCCAGCCCAUCACUCCCAAGAAGAGUGACCUUUUCUGAUAAACUAACUGCUUUAGAAGAAGCGAGCCCUUGCCUGGAGGCACAUGCUCACCCAGGCACUUCAUUGUGGGCCUUAAUUCUCUCCUGGUUCAGAAAAGUCUGCAUGUGUUUUCAUUCUCUAGAUCUGUUACAAACUUAGUUUUCUGACUCCCGUUUGGAGAGCAGGCAUUAAUAAUAACUUGUUCCAAAAGUUUGGUCUUUCUUAUGUGAAUGAGUGUAAGGUGCUUUGGGACAUGAUGUCAAGUGAGCAGACCCCUGAAAUCUUGCAUUUUAGCUGCUUGUAAAUUGGAAGUACCUACUCUCAGUGCCUUUUGUCGGGAAGAGGGAGUAGCAGAUGGUGGUUCUCUCGUUUACUCACAUGUCGCAUCACAUAAUGCCUACUCUUCCUUGGGUGAAACGUCAAUGCAAGUGUGUCCAGUUCAGGAUUUAUGUAUUAACACUUGAAAUCACUUUUUAUGAAGAUCGCUGGUACUCAGAGAUGUAUUUGUAGCAGGAAAUGCAGAAUAACCCAGAGAAAUGGAGCCAGGAGCCCAGUUCCAGAGAGGAAGGGGGUAGGCCAGAAGAUGCCUGGAAGCAGAGAGCACGUCAGAAUGGCUUAGUGCCCUGAAGAGAGGCUUGCGCAGCUAGUCCUUGCCUCUGGAGGGUGGGCGGCGUACAACGCAGAGUAGUCGAAGCCUCGGUCUUUGGCAGACAGGAAUCCAUUAGUCCAGUCUGCAGGUGCUCUGCUGGGCACUCUUCUGCACUGCGCACCUGCUGUCUGUCCGCGGCACCCAGCCUCCACCCCCGCCUCCCUGCCCUCCCACCUCUCCUUAAACUCUUUCGCUGACAUUUUCACUUCCUGGUUCUGAUGUUGAUGUGUACCUCGGUAUCUGUGGGCAUAUAUCCAUUUUUUGUACACGCCUGCAUUUCUGCGAGUCUAAGCAUACCUGGCAGGUUUUCUGAAUAUGUCGUUUUAUGUAUCUGUGUUAUCCGUAUCGACAUUUGGCACAGUAAGUAUGUAGCCUCAGGCUGACACUCCUCCUUUCCCUCAGAUUUUUCUCCAAGAAUGUCGAUGGAGAAGCGAGGCUCUCUAAGCAACUCACUCUUACAGAACUGGUGACAGUCCUAUGAGCACACAUAAAUAAGUGAGCAUAGUAUGGUGACAGAAAACAGGCAGAAACAAAGACAGGACGGCCAGCCUUCUCAGUACCUCUCUUAAAGGAAAUAAAAACACGCAGUCAAUAGCUUUCACGAUUUUCUGGUCACUUAUAAAGACACUUUACAACUGUUCUGAAACUUGGUCUUUUCACUGCUUGCACGUGUACCCCAGCCACGCCCUCCGACGUGAAUUCGCCUGAGUUGAUGCUGAUGGUGGCAUUUCUCUGGGUUUACUAACUUGUCUAUCACUGUGCUCCCUAUACAACACUUUUAAAGCAACUUUUUAGAAAACUUGAUUCGUAUUUUAUUCAUUUUAAGCAUGUGAAACUAAAAGAUACGUUGGAUUUUUUAAAGAACUGAUGUUUUGAAAAUAGAAUAAAAAAUUAGAAUUUUCAA
This is a messenger RNA of Pteropus alecto (black flying fox), 5531 nucleotides long. RefSeq names its product phosphorylase kinase regulatory subunit alpha 1 (gene PHKA1). NCBI's taxonomy places the organism in Eukaryota, Metazoa, Chordata, Mammalia, Chiroptera, Pteropodidae. The coding region runs from base 134 to 3856 and encodes 1240 amino acids. Gene Ontology annotation, cellular component: phosphorylase kinase complex. The transcript is spliced from 33 exons. Gene Ontology annotation, biological process: glycogen metabolic process. The record is from RefSeq and is a predicted model, not a curated record. Gene Ontology annotation, molecular function: calmodulin binding.